AUGACGUCUAAUAUUGCUGAGUCUAUCAAUUCAGCUCUCGUACAAGCAAGAGAAUUGCCAAUAUUUGAUUUUCUGGAAGAAGUUAGGAUUAUGUUUGGGCGCUGGAAUUUCACUAACCGACAAAAUGGUUCAUAUACAUUCACAACACUUGGGAAGAAAUUCAAUGAAAUGCUUUCCAUUAAUGAGCGUAAAUCUGCACGCAUGACAGCUAGUUUCUGUGUAUCUGUAAUACCAUCAACCGAAUACGUGCACACGGUAAUUGAUGAGGGGCGGCGUUUCAUAGUUUGUAUUGAAAAGAAGACAUGUAGUUGCAAAGAGUUUCAGAUGGAGGAGAUUCCCUGCCCACAUGCCUGGGCUGUUCUUAAGAAAACAAAUCUCACAGCCGACAACUAUUGCUCAAUAAUAUACAAACCUGAAACUGUGAUGAAGACUUAUGAUAUCCCAGUUUAUCCUCUACCCGAUAAGAAUAUACAAAAUCUUGUUUCACUGUUUUCUGUAUAUGUUGAUUGCAUAUACAGCUAUAUGGAAAUUCUGUCUGUGGAUGUAUUCAACAUUGCUGAUACUAGAUACAGCAAUGUGUGA
Molecule: messenger RNA, 582 nt
Organism: Lycium barbarum (goji berry)
Lineage: Eukaryota; Viridiplantae; Streptophyta; Magnoliopsida; Solanales; Solanaceae
Exons: 4
Coding region: 1-582 (193 amino acids)
Molecular function (GO): zinc ion binding
Source: RefSeq, a predicted model, not a curated record